AUGCGUUUGAUCUCAUCCGUUGUUGGGGCUGUCGUUCUUGCGGCCUAUCCUUUGGUUGCGGGUGCCCCUGCCGGGCGAGACAUGUACCUCGACACAGACUCGCACCCAGUCCAGAAGCGACAAAAUGGUCAGCGACAAUGGCCUACCAUCAACCAGACGCCACCUUCCUCGAUGACCCCGGCAUCGUGGACCGCAGCGUAUCAGCGCGCCAAAGAUGCCGGGAGAAUACCCAGCGUCCCUCCCAGCAGCAACGGCCAGUAUCCUCCAGGGACAGACCCAAAUUUCGCUCAGAGCUGGACCUGGACCAAAGCUUUUGGUCCAGAUGACAUCUACGAAGCCCCUGCGAAUGAGAUGGGCGUAUCGUUUGAUGAUGGUCCCACAGCAAACUCGCCUACCCUUUACAGCUUCCUCCAACAGCACAAUCAGACCAGCACGAGCUUCAUGAUUGGCUCUCAGAUUAUUGCCAAUCAAGAUGCGUUCCAUCAAGCAGCAUCCAAUCAUUUGGUGCAUCUAGCUCUCCAUACCUGGUCCCACCAUCUUCUCACCGAGAUGACCGACGAAAUGAUUGUGGCUGAAUUCGGAUGGAAUAUGCAGGCCGUGCUUGACCUCUCUGGCAGGCUUCCCGCAUUCUACCGUCCACCUCAAGGAGACGUCGACGCUAGAGGUGAGUAGGCUGCAGUGCGCCUGUAGAACGUCAAAAGGUCAUGACCCCACGUAUCUCGGCCGGCUAACAUCGAGUGGAUUGCUAUCAACAGUCCGAGCCAUCGCAAAGGAAGUCUUCGGCCUCACAUGCGUCCUUUGGGAUUACGACUCCGAUGACUGGUGCAUUCAAGCCGACGGCUCAAGUGCAUGCCCUGGAGAGAAUCCAGGCGGUUCAGCGGAUAGUGUCAAAGCCUACAUCCAGCAGACUCUGCACAAGUCCGAUCGCAGCAGCGGUAUCAUCAUGCUCGAGCAUGAAUUGACGCAGUUUUCUGUCGGAAACUUCAUUGAAUACUUCCCGCAGCUUGCCGGUCUUGGCUGGAGACCAAUGGCCAUUCCCGACCUGAGCAACGUUGACAAGGACUGGUAUGCCAAUGCUGCCGACGACGACGACACCCCUCGUAGCCAAACCGACGUACUCCCUAUUCCUCAGAGCACCACAACGCAGUCAUCAUCAACAAGCGCAUCCUCAAGUGCUCCAACGAGUGCCGCAACGGUGACUGCUUCUGGGUCCACUACCGCACGCUCAACAGCCACCGUAGUGACUACCACUUCCGUUCCUCGUGAAUCGAGCAGCAGUCCCAACGGCGCUUGGGGUGUGGCGCCUUCGUCGACCCUUCUGCUAUGUGCUCUCGUCAUCGUAUCUUUUUCGCUCUAG
Ceraceosorus bombacis is the source of this 1357-nucleotide messenger RNA. The record is from the annotation of a GenBank genome assembly. Lineage: Eukaryota; Fungi; Basidiomycota; Exobasidiomycetes; Ceraceosorales; Ceraceosoraceae.